Messenger RNA from Pteropus alecto (black flying fox), 1448 nucleotides. It is a transcript of the gene AADAT, whose product is annotated as aminoadipate aminotransferase. The coding region runs from base 159 to 1448 and encodes 429 amino acids. The transcript is spliced from 14 exons. Gene Ontology annotation, molecular function: L-kynurenine:2-oxoglutarate transaminase activity; pyridoxal phosphate binding. The record is from RefSeq and is a predicted model, not a curated record. Gene Ontology annotation, biological process: biosynthetic process. NCBI's taxonomy places the organism in Eukaryota, Metazoa, Chordata, Mammalia, Chiroptera, Pteropodidae.
AAUUUCGGUGGCGCUCUUCCAGCACCGCACUGGGGAACCCAAACGCAGCUGCAGGACAACUGAGGUGGCGUUUCCAGAGACAGGAGGAAGUGCUCUGACGCAGCUGUUUGGUUGUUUUAGCUUUCAACUGCUGAAGAGGGUGCUUGAGUAUCAAAGACAUGAAUUACGCACGGUUCCUCACGGCGACGAGUGCAGCAAGAAGGCCUUCUGCCCUCCGAAUGUUGAGUGAAGAAAGGCAUGAGUUAUUGAUCAGGGCACCGAAAUCCGUCAUCUCUUUGGCUACUGGAUCACCAAAUCCAAGCAUGUUCCCUUUUAAGACUGCUGUUAUCACCACAGAAGAUGGCAAGACCAUCCAGUUUGACGAACAGAUGAUGAAGAGAGCACUUCAGUAUUCUCAAACUGCUGGAAUCCCAGAGCUGUUGUCCUGGCUAAAACAGUUACAAGUAAAAUUGCACAAUCCUCCCACUAUCCAUUAUCCAUCCAGCCAAGGACAAAUGGACAUAUGUGUCACAUCUGGCAGCCAAGACGGUCUUAAUAAGGUGUUUGAAAUGACCAUUAAUCGUGGAGAUAAUGUCCUCCUAAAUGAACCUAUUUAUUCAGGAACACUUAAUGCUCUUCUACCACUGGGCUGCAACAUUAUUAACGUUUGCAGUGAUGAAUAUGGAAUUAUUCCAAACUCCCUCAAAGAAAUACUUUCUAAAUGGAAACCAGAAGAUUCAAAGAACCCUAAGAAAAACACCCCCAAAUUUCUUUAUACUAUCCCAAAUGGCAACAAUCCUACUGGAAACUCAUUAACAAGUGAUCGCAAAAAGGAAAUUUAUGAGCUUGCGAGAAAAUAUGAUUUCCUCAUAAUAGAAGAUGAUCCUUACUAUUUUCUCCAAUUCAACAAGCCCUGGGCACCAACAUUUCUUUCAAUGGACGUUGAUGGGCGUGUCAUCAGAACUGACUCUUUUUCAAAAAUCCUCUCCUCUGGGUUGAGAAUAGGAUUUGUAACUGGUCCAAAAACCUUAAUAGAGAGAAUUGUUUUACACAUGCAAGUUGCAACAUUGCACACCAGCACUUUUACACAGCUUCUGGUAGCACAGCUCUUAUACCAAUGGGGAGAAGAGGGCUUUCUGGCUCAUGUAGACAGGGUUAUCGAUUUCUAUAGGAACCAGAAGGAUGCAUUAUUGGUAGCUGCAGAGAAGUGGUUAAGUGGUUUGGCAGAGUGGCAUGUUCCUACUGCUGGGAUGUUCAUAUGGAUUAAAAUUAAGGGCAUUUAUGAUGUAAAAAAACUGAUUAAAGAAAAGGCCAUUAAGAAAGAGAUAUUAAUGGUUCCUGGAAAUGAUUUCUACAUCGAUAGCUCAGCUCCCAGCCCUUACUUUAGAGCAUCCUUCUCCUUGGCUUCUCCAGAACAAAUGGAUGUGGCCUUCCAGAGAUUAGCUGAACUUAUUAAAGAAUCUUUAUGA